Molecule: messenger RNA, 2066 nt
Organism: Talpa occidentalis (Iberian mole)
Lineage: Eukaryota; Metazoa; Chordata; Mammalia; Eulipotyphla; Talpidae
Gene: UXS1
Product: UDP-glucuronate decarboxylase 1
Exons: 15
Coding region: 61-1338 (425 amino acids)
Biological process (GO): D-xylose metabolic process
Cellular component (GO): cytoplasm
Molecular function (GO): NAD+ binding; UDP-glucuronate decarboxylase activity
Source: RefSeq, a predicted model, not a curated record
GCAUUGUGCAGCAGGCGGGCCCCCGCGCGGCAGGGCCCUGGACCGGCGCGGCUCCCGGGGAUGGUGAGCAAGGCGCUCGUGCGCCUCGUGUCUGCCGUCAACCGCAGGAGGAUGAAGCUGCUGCUGGGGAUCGCGCUGCUCGCCUACGUUGCCUCUGUUUGGGGCAACAUCGUUAACAUGAGCUUUCUACUCAACAGGUCUAUCCAGGAAAACGGUGAACUAAAAAUUGAGAGCAGGAUUGAAGAGAUUAUUGAACCACUCAGAGAGAAAAUCAGAGAUUUGGAAAAAAGCUUCACUCAGAAAUACCCGCCAGUAAAAUUUUUAUCAGAAAAGGAUCGUAAAAGAAUUUUGAUAACUGGAGGAGCAGGGUUUGUGGGUUCCCAUCUCACCGAUAAACUCAUGAUGGAUGGCCAUGAAGUAACGGUGGUAGACAACUUCUUCACUGGCAGAAAAAGAAAUGUGGAGCACUGGAUUGGCCACGAGAACUUUGAGCUGAUUAACCACGAUGUGGUGGAGCCCCUCUACAUUGAAGUCGACCAGAUAUACCACCUGGCCUCCCCAGCCUCCCCUCCUAACUACAUGUACAACCCUAUCAAGACGCUGAAGACCAAUACAAUCGGCACGUUGAACAUGCUGGGACUAGCGAAACGAGUGGGUGCUCGCCUGCUCCUGGCCUCCACCUCUGAGGUGUAUGGAGAUCCUGAAGUCCACCCACAGAGUGAGGAUUAUUGGGGCCAUGUGAAUCCAAUAGGACCCCGAGCCUGCUAUGAUGAAGGCAAACGUGUUGCAGAGACCAUGUGUUAUGCCUACAUGAAGCAGGAAGGCGUGGAAGUGCGCGUGGCGCGGAUCUUCAACACCUUCGGGCCGCGCAUGCACAUGAACGAUGGGCGGGUGGUCAGCAACUUCAUCCUACAGGCGCUGCAGGGGGAGCCGCUCACGGUGUACGGGUCCGGUUCUCAGACGAGGGCGUUCCAGUACGUCAGUGACCUCGUGAAUGGCCUGGUGGCACUCAUGAACAGCAAUGUCAGCAGCCCAGUCAACCUGGGGAACCCUGAAGAGCACACAAUCCUAGAAUUUGCACAGUUAAUUAAAAACCUUGUUGGUAGUGGAAGUGAAAUUCAGUUUCUGUCCGAAGCCCAGGAUGACCCACAGAAACGAAAACCAGAUAUCAAAAAAGCGAAACUGAUGCUGGGGUGGGAACCUGUGGUGCCUCUAGAAGAAGGUUUAAACAAAGCAAUUCACUACUUCCGUAAAGAACUUGAGUACCAGGCAAAUAAUCAAUACAUCCCCAAACCAAAGCCUGCAAGAAUAAAAAAAGGCCGGACACGCCAUAACUGAAAACCUCACUUCUGGGACUGGAGACGCCCUGUUUCACACUUGAUGGGAUGUAUUUUUAUUUUCAUUUCCUUUAAAUUUUUUUUUAAAGAAAGACUUUAAAAGGUGUCAUGAAGAACAAACUGGAAUUUCAUUCUGAAGCUUGCUUUAAAGAAAUGGAUGUGCCUAAAAACUCCCCUCAAAAAACUGCAAAUUUUGCCUUGCACUUUUUAAAUCUGUCUUUUUAUGUAAAAUAGUGUAGAUGCAUCUCUGCAUAUUUUCAAGUUUUUUAUCUUGCUGUGAGAGCUUAUGUCGUGACUGUCGUUGACAGUUUUAUUUACUGGUUUCUUUGUGAAGCUGAAAAGGAACAUUAAAUGGGGUGAAAAAUGCCGAUUUUAUUUAUUAAAGUGGGUACUUGCAAAUGAGACAUUAUACUAUGCAUAAAGGAAAAAAAAAUCAACAACAACAAACCAAGCAGUAUUGUCAGGUGGGUGAGGCACCGGUAUUUAUUCUUUAGGCAGAUAAAUGAAUUUAGUUUGAGAGCUUUAUGAUUCUUUCAAUUCAGAAUUUUUCCGAGGUCUAGUUUUUAGUUGUAAACUUGACUUUGAAAUAUUUCUGUUAGUUAUCACGAUCAAGGAUAUUUGAACUCACUACUGUGUCGUGCUGCCUAAGGGGUUGGGGGGUGGGCAGAGUUAACAUAUUCAUGGUUAACAGUGGUUAAAUAUGCUAUUUUAAUAAAAUAUUGAAAUUCA